Molecule: messenger RNA, 2361 nt
Organism: Caenorhabditis angaria
Lineage: Eukaryota; Metazoa; Nematoda; Chromadorea; Rhabditida; Rhabditidae
Source: the annotation of a GenBank genome assembly
AUGGACACACUCAAAAAAGCCAUUUUACAUUUUCUUCUUCUUCAUUUUCCACGAGUCGGUCUUCUUCAUUCUAUGUCACAGAUUUGCCUCUUUUUUGCCGUUGCUUCCAUAUUUUUGUUGGUUUUUCUUGCUUUUUAGUGUAUAUGUAUGCCUUGCUGUAUGCUUUCCAUCAUUUCCGUUUCAUUUCAAACGACACCCCGGUUUUUAAAUGUGUGUAAGCUCGUGUUUUCUUUUUUUGCUUUUCUUUUUUCUUUUUUGAUUGGUUCCUUCCGUUAUUGGGUUGGUUAUAACUAAAUUAUUUUUCUUUCUGUUGUCUUUUUUCAGCUUCUCCUUUUCUCUUUUUCUUGUCCAUCAAAGUCGUAAAAUAUUAUUUUCUCUUUUUAUUCUCAUUUUCAUAUUCCAGAUGAAAUUGCUCACAAAUCUCAUAAUCGUGUCAAUUUUAACAUUUUGCUCGAGCAGUCCAGUUCGAGAUGAAAUCAUCUCAAUUUUUGAGAACGACAAUUCCACUACUUCAAUCAUUGAGGAGGAUUAUUCAAAUUCAACGCUCUUGAAUUCUAAUUCAACAACAAUUCCUCUUCCAAUGGAAAAAACGGAACCAACUUCUACUAUACGAAUAUCACACCAUACACAUAAAAAAUUCACAAUGCAGGUAUAGUUUAAAAAGUGCCAAAAUUAUCAUUUGCCGCGAAUUUUGCGAUGAAAAAUAUCACCUGUCCGGAUUAUUUGCACUCAAAAAUGAUGAAAUCUGUCAUGUAGCGCACCAGUCAGACAUGUAGCGCACCAGUCAGUUAAAUUGCCACCCACCUGUGUGUGAAAAAAUAAAAUUAAAAAAAAAACGAAAAAGUUUAUGGAGGUAUGGGGAAUUGAACCCCAGCCCUCUCCCAUGCUAAGGGAGCGCUCUACCACUGAGCUAUACCCCCAGAUGAAAGCGCUGCCUUGCAUUCCAGUUUUAUGAACACAUGCCAACGCAAAGAAGAUAAAUAAUGCAACAUUUAUUGUUUGUUCUUCUUUUUUUCCAAGCGCAUGUAAUUAGAAUUAAUAUUAAAAAGGAUAUAAUCGAUUUUUCAUUUUAUCGAAAAAUUAUCAAAGGUCGUUUUUUCUUCUCCACAUAAAUAAUCAGAGCACUUCUUUUGUUUUAGUUACUUUCAUAAAAUAUUAAUCUCCAGAAAAAUGCACUUUUUUGCCUCUCGAAAACUUUUUUCAAAGAAUAAAAAAUUAUGGGGUUAGUUACACUCAUGUGCGCUUCAAUGAACAAAAUCUAACAAUUACAUAUGUAUUUUGUGGAUUUCCGAAAAGUGCAGAAAACUGGGGAAACGUGUUGUUAUUUUUUCCAGGAGAGUAUGACAGUGGCUCGAACAAAUGAUGAGGGAAUAAAAGUUUGUUUGACGUUCUAUCGACAUUUGGCUGAUGAUGAUUAUACCCACGAAGGAAUUUGUACACUGGGAAAGUGAGUAUAACUAUGUAACAUGUGCUGGGUGGUAUCGGCUAUUUUGAAAACACAAAAAUACAAUUUUUGGGAGCUGACUGGCAAGUAAUUAGUGCAGUAAUAUUUUUUGAAAAAAUUAGAGCUGUAAAUCCAUUUUUUGAGCUCUUCGUUUAGAAAAUCAAAGAAUUUUCUCCACAAUAUUGAAUAUUCAAAAAGUUAUUUUUAACUUCAAGUUUUAAUCUUCAGAUUCUGAAUUUUCAAGAAUAUCCAGGCUUGAAGAUUUCGAAACAUUUUUGAGACUCCAACACACACUGCUGAUUUGUGAAACAUUUUCUAUUUCAUAGUUUUCAGACACUACUUUUGAUAAAAUAAUCGUUUUUUUAAACCAUACUUUUAACUUGUUCCAUUCCCAAAAAUGCACAUUUUACAUUUGACUUUGAACAAUUCAAUUAUCCUAACAGCGUUAGUAUCUGCUCCAGAAAUUCUUUGAACUUUUGAAACUUUCGAAUUAACAAUAUUGAAGUGAAAAUUUAUUUGUUGAGAUUAUCGUGGUUUAGAAACCACAUUUUCAAAUUAUUUAUGUACAUUUUAAUUAUAUUGAAAAUACAAUAUUUCUGAAUGUGAGAAUUUCAAGUUCAAAUGUGUACUAUGAAGAACAUAGUUUUUUCUCUCAAUUUUCAUACAAAAACGUCAAAAUGAUCGAUCCUGCCGUUCAGGUGAUCCUGAAUCGUAGAGGUCCCGAAAAUCGCGUGAAUCUCGAUGUCGUUCUCCUGAGUUGAUCAGGAGAAAAUUGAAAUUCCAAAACAAACGUCAUAAAAAAUCACGACUUUGAAUAAUAUUUUUGCAGCUGCAUCGAUGAUCCGGACAUAGUGAAUUGCAAAACCCAUUUCCCAGAAAAGUUCGAAGAUGAUUUGCAACCCAACGAAUAUAAUUGA